UACAUUGUAAAUGCAUGCACAGAUUGGAGAUUGAUGCACAACGUAACUAUACAGCUACAAAGAUUUAAUGCCUCUUCAUCGCUCGAUUGAGCUAACAAUGGAGCAUCCUCUGAACACUUCAAAGGUAUAGUCAUUUGUGAUACUGCCCACAAUAGAACAGAGUUCCCCUGAGGUUAAUUAAAAAAAUGUGUGGACUUGAUAAUUUCUUUUACUGGCUUAUAUAAUUUAUAGUGAACUAAAUUACUAUUCUUUUUUUACUGCUCAGGUGUUUUUUUGUAACUCUAUGCAAUUUCUGGCCUGGGGGCAAUGAACUAAUUAUACCUUGAAGUGUAGCCGUACGAGAUAUACGGUAAAGCUGACUGUGUAUGCGGUAUUUGUUCUAGCUGUAUAUAACUGCUCAACGGUUGCAAUGCUAACAGCUUCUAUAUACUUUGACUCGUGGAUUUGCAAACUGUCUCGAGUUAUGGCUACAGUGAAGGCUAUUACAGUCUCUUCAGAAUCUUUUGUCAGCAACAUCUGUUAAUACAAGCUUUCUACUCAACUUAUGAGUAGCCUCGCACUAAAGCGCCUAGCGUUUUGUUAGCUACAAGACUUGGAAAAGAGCUAGCUGCAAAGCUGUAUGCCAGAAGCAGAAGCAAACCAUUGUGAACUCUUGACCUCUUUGCAGAUCCACCUGUUUCUAAUUAUUCAUUGACAGGAAAUGCAACAACACCUACGCUUUGAAGAUUAAAGAUCAUCUCUAGCCAUUAGACAUUAUUUUGUUUCAUUAAGCUCCUCUACAAUACUGCAUUACACCUCUGAAUUGUUUGGAAUUUGUUCAAAAAUUAUUGCAUAUGCAUGCAGUGUAAUAUACACAUUAAAGCAAACUAAUGUCCUUUUCUAUACACCCUAAGCAAAGUAAAACAUGCCAAGGGGUAUUAGCACAGUGGGAGCUGGCAAAAUUCAUUAUAGUAGGGUAACGCAUUUAUUUAGUAGCUAAAACUCAUAUACCUCUUUCAGUAGUAGUAUGCAUGCAUUAAUACUGCAUGUAUGACCACUGCAUAUACACAAGCCAUGCACAAGCUAAGUUGAUUAUGAAAGCUGUAACGCUACCUUUGGGGUGACUUGGUAAUAAAUACAAGAGAUAUGAUUAUUCUUGUAAGCUGCACAGUUAGUAUUUGUACACGGAAAUUCAAAUGUUUUUGGAAAUCACUUUACAAUUUACUCUCUCACAAUGUAUUUGAUGAGUAUACUAAUCAGUAAGCAUGCAUGACGUACAUGCAUGUACAUGCAUAAAUAAACAUUUGGUACGUAUAAUAGUUGGUCCAGCAAUUUUCAGCUACAAUUUAAAAUUUGAGAAAGAUGAUCCUGUUAACAGUUCUAAUAUUGUUAGCUUUCAAGCAAGCAACCGCUCAAGUCACUGUCGGCUUUACUGAAUAUGAUAUAAGAGGGUAUACGCAGGAUCUACUGUGACUGCUACAGUGGCAGUGAUAAGUGGGACAUUGCAGAAUUAUCCAUAUAUAAGAUACUAUUCACAAGACGGAACAGCUCAAGAGAACUUUGACUGCAACCGUUUCAAUGGAUAUAUUUCACUGGCACCACAUGAAACUUGAGAAACAUUUCAGUAUGGAUCACUUCAAAUGCCACAGAGGGACAAACAUUUUACCUUCGUUUAUCUUCCUCAUCAACAUAAUUAUUGGGCUCGUAUUGACCCUAAUGCACAGACUAUUCGUAUUACCAUAAUUGUGAAUGUCGGCUUCACUGGAUUUGAGAUAAGAGGGUACCCAGGAUCUACUGUAACUGCUAUAGUGGCAGUGAUAAGUGGGACAUUGCAGAAUUAUACAUCUAUGUAUUACUAUUCACAAGACGGAACGGCUCAAGAUAACUUUGACUACAAACGUAUCAAUGGAUGUAUUUCGCUGGCACCACGUGAAACUUCGAGCAACGUCUCAGUAUGGAUCAAUUCAAAUGCCACAGCAGGACAAACAUUUUACCUUCAUUUAUCUUCCAUAUCAACAUAUUCGGCUCGUAUUGACCCUAAUGCACGGACUAUUCGUGUUAGCAUAAUUGUGAAUGUCGGCUUCACUGGAUCUGAAAUAAGAGGGUACGCAGGAUCUACUGUGACUGCUACAGUGAAAGUGCUAAAUAGAAAUUUAGAACUAUUUGCUAUAAUUUCAUGCACAUCUAUGCAACUCGUAACAGACUAUGGUAUAUAUGAAGAAAACUACCCAACGAACUACUACACAACGGACUAUUACUACAACGUUUUCCAAACAAUUACACUGAGUCAAAAUUACACAACGGCUGACGUGAGUUUUAAAAUCCCAUCACAUGCAAGAGCAGGACAAACAUUUGAGCUCACUCUAUUAACACAUGACUCACGAAUGGCUCUUAUUGACCGAGAUACAGAGUUUACAUUGACCUAUCCCCUGCUGAGAAAAUUGCAAUCAUCAGCUGUGCUGUAGCUAUAGUUGCUGGAAUCUUCCUCGUCCUGUUGGGUAUAGCCAUAAUCGUCACCCUUUGCUCAAAAGAAGCUUUACGAGGCCAUAAAUAGACUAAUGACAUUGUUGUAGACAUUGAAGACUGUGUAUGAAUAGUGUGACUGGAUGCAUGUGUAUAUAGUUGUGCUAUAUAGCCGCUUGCAUGCACAUAGUAUACAUGCUACAGUAAAUAUUCUUUUUUUUGUGUAUUGCAUAUGAACAGUUGCAUGUACAUAACUUUUGACUUGUAUAAUGGGAUGACCGUUAAGUGUACCCAUGCAG
Messenger RNA from Halichondria panicea, 2741 nucleotides. RefSeq lists its product as uncharacterized. Gene Ontology annotation, cellular component: membrane. The transcript is spliced from 9 exons. Gene Ontology annotation, biological process: cell communication. Bases 1620 to 2444 code for a protein of 274 amino acids. NCBI's taxonomy places the organism in Eukaryota, Metazoa, Porifera, Demospongiae, Suberitida, Halichondriidae. The record is from RefSeq and is a predicted model, not a curated record.